CUCUCCUCCAAUGAGGGCUGCCGUGGCGGCUCGCGCGGGUGACGCCAGGGGGCGGGGCAGGAGGCAAGAUGGCGAAGGUCUCGGAGAUGUACGAUGUCACUUGGGAAGAGAUGCGUGAUAAAAUGAGGAAAUGGAGGGAAGAAAACUAUCGUAACAGUGAGCAGAUAGUGGAAGUGGGAGAAGAGUUAAUUAAUGAAUAUGCAUCCAAGCUCGGGGAUGACAUUUGGAUAAUAUAUGAACAGGUGAUGAUUGCUGCCCUGGACUGCAGUCGGGAUGACUUGGCAUUGUUCUGCCUUCAAGAGCUAAGACGGCAGUUCCCUGGGAGCCAUAGAGUUAAACGACUAACUGGCAUGAGAUUUGAAGCCAUGGAAAGGUAUGAUGAUGCUAUCCAGUUAUAUGACAGAAUUUUGCAAGAAGAUUCAACCAACACAGCAGCAAGAAAGCGUAAGAUUGCCAUUCGGAAAGCCCAGGGGAAAAAUCUUGAGGCCAUCCGAGAGCUGAAUGAGUAUCUGGAACAAUUUGUUGGGGACCAAGAAGCUUGGCAUGAACUUGCAGAACUUUACAUCAAUGAACAUGACUAUGCAAAAGCAGCUUUCUGUUUGGAGGAACUUAUGAUGACUAAUCCACACAAUCACUUAUAUUGUCAACAAUAUGCUGAAGUUAAAUAUACCCAAGGCGGGCUUGAAAACCUUGAGCUAUCAAGAAAGUAUUUUGCACAAGCAUUGAAGCUGAACAAUAGAAACAUGAGAGCUUUAUUUGGACUAUACAUGUCUGCCAGCCAUAUUGCUUCCAAUCCAAAAGCAAGUGCGAAAGUGAAAAAAGACAAUAUAAAGUAUGCCAGUUGGGCAGCUAACCAAAUAAAUAGAGCUUACCAGGUUGCAGGUCGCAGUAAAAAGGAGACUAAAUACUCUUUGAAGGCAGUGGAAGACAUGCUGGAAGCCCUGCAGAUCACUCAAUCAUAGGUUGUUAUGGAGUUAUAACACUGAAUUUCACAACUCUGUUCAGCCUUUUAUGUCUUCUGAGUUACUUAAGCACCCAGUGCUGUUAAAAGCAGUUCCAUUUUAAUUAGUUUAUGUGACUAUCUUAAAUCAUAUGGUUUAUAAAAAUGAAAUUGCUUAUUUAUUAAUUCAAUGAAGAAGAUGGUGAAAUCCCACUGAAAUUAAUACUUUAUCUCUCAAAGACAAAGAAAUUACAUUUAUUGCACAGCAACUCCUUUAGUUCCUUUAUGUUACAGUAAUGAUUUUAAGUCAUAACCAGGUAUAGAAAUAAAAUUGCUAAAUGAUGAAUAAGUUUGGUUAUUUAUUGGGACAACCUAUGGCAGCUUCAGUUUUCCAUGUAGAUAAUUUUAUGUAAUGUAUUGUACUUCUUUAAUUAAAACAAAAGAACAUAAUCAAAUUUGACUCAGUAAUAUUUACCAAACAGACAGACAUGAACCAUAAUGGUGCCUCAGCACAACACAGUUUAUGGGUGAAUAAAGUUGACAUACAAGUUUUGUGUUAGAGCAUUUUUAAUAUGGCAGUCUGGAAAUGGAAGCAAUAUAUGUAUGGAGUUAGCUUUAGCUGGUACAGGGAUGUGUUUAAAUGGUGUGCUGGGGUCUUUGUGGGCUAAUGUCUACUUGUCCUUUCAGCCAUCUCUUGGUACAUCUGCACGCAUCCUUUUUAUCUGUACAAUUAGGGACAUUAUGGAAAGAAUGUAUGUUCUGCUGCAUGUAUUUAAAAUUGUCUCAGUAAAACAAGUGUGGUAUUCUGCACUAGUUUUGUAUUUAGGGACAAGCUGUAACACAUGGUUUAUACAUCAUUAAUUCAGUUUCUACUAAUUCCCAGUGUUUUUAAUUAAAAAAACUAUGCCAAUUUAGUCAUUCAGACAUAAUAUCUUUAACUGGAAUUUCAGCAGUUGAUCGGGAGAACAAAAGUAAAUCGGCCAACAAAAAUUCCAGUUGCAAAUAGUCCAACACAGACUUUAUGUUGAACUUAAAAAUAAUGAAUAAUAGUUUCAUAUUUUAAAUUUCAUUUAAUAUAGACAUUGCUAAAUUAAGAUAUAUGCACUAUAAACCCCUUUCUGGGAUCCUUAAAUUACUGGGAUCAUGCAAUGUGAUCAUAAUCUAUUUUCAUUUAAAAAAAAAAAAAAAAGUUUCUGUCUCUUGUGGAUUCAAAGCAACAUGACCCAAGUUUUACUGCAGUUUGCCCAAGUCUGUUUGAACCAACAGCUCCAGGAGGUGUGAACUGCACCUUCCAUCUGAGCUCUGUAACAUGCUGUCAUAUACAGAAGAGUGGUGCGAUGACUUGGGGUCUGUUUAGAGUCCCACAUUGUUGUAAUUCAACCCUGCUACAUACUCUGUGGGGUAUGUUACAAGGGACAGAGUAAAUCCAUGUUCCAGGACUGUUUCCCCUUGUUUGGUUGACCACAGAACCGAAACAAAAAUCAUGAGUUAAUUCUACGUUGAGUUGUUAGAACAAAACAUGAUAGAAAAUUUUGGUUAAAAAGUUGAAAAAAUGGCAAAUCUAUUUUCUACCAUAGACUUUUUUAAAUGUAACGCCAGUGCUAUGUACAAUUUUAUUUUUAAUGAGUUUCCUUUGAAUUGGUCAUGUAUUGUAAUUUUUUAAUAUUCUCAGCAUAGUUAUAAAGUAUAAAAGUGAUUUUUUUUCAAUAUUAGGAAUGGAUUUUCACUGUUAA
Messenger RNA from Gavialis gangeticus (Gharial), 2673 nucleotides. It is a transcript of the gene EMC2, whose product is annotated as ER membrane protein complex subunit 2. Lineage: Eukaryota; Metazoa; Chordata; Crocodylia; Gavialidae. Gene Ontology annotation, biological process: protein folding in endoplasmic reticulum. Gene Ontology annotation, cellular component: EMC complex. Gene Ontology annotation, molecular function: protein binding. The record is from RefSeq and is a predicted model, not a curated record. The transcript is spliced from 11 exons. Bases 69 to 962 code for a protein of 297 amino acids.